AGAUAACGGCUGGGCGUAAAAAUGGCGAUAUCAGCGUUGGAGAUCCGCUAUGUCCUACUUGAAUGGACUGAGGGUGAGGAUAGAGGGGCCCAUAGUAUUUUGGCUCUCGACUGUGUCCGGAAUUUUUCAGUAAAAACAUUUCUUGAAAGGACUGAAAAAAACGAGAAGCUGGUGGAAUGGCGAAAAGGCCGCCAACCCUGGCCGGUGCACCGAGCAAGAAUUAUUGACGUGAAUUUGAAAAAACUCUCCAAAUUAAACUGCGUGGGAUCGAGAUGGAGAAAGAAGUCACACAGCAAACAAAACAUCCCAAACUCAAAGUACCGUGAUCAGGGGCAGACUGAGAAGGCUUCAAAGAAAAGGGUUGACAAUAAAAAGAGAUGUCCUUCUAAAUACAACCACGAGGAGGAGGAGGAGAAGGAGGAGGAGGAGGAUGAGGCGCGUCAUGACAGGCCUUCAAAGAACAAGCGGGCCAGCGAAGAGGAGGAGCGUAUUGGGGAUGAAGAGGACAUAGUACCACCCUCUAAGAAAAAGACAGCUGCUGAAUUUAGAAAACACCUGGAUGAACAGAUGUGGGAGAGAAGGAAACUUGACCAAAUGCAAAGAAAUUUGCAGGAGUUGAGAAAUGAAGUCCAUUCUCUUAAAAAUGAAAAUGCACGUCUGAAAGACAUUAUCAUCAAUCAAAUCCCUCAAAUGAAAAGUGACAUCGCCAUUAUUGCUCAAAAGAAGACUGGAAGGACUCCUGUGGAGGAUCUAGAUUCCUCCUUCUCGACUUUUGGAGAAAUGCAACCGACUCCAGAGAGGAGACAGAGCCCAGAGGACACCGAGCCCUUUAAAGAGAGUCCCAUGGUGACUGAGCGCUUUCGAGAGACACCACAGACUGCAGCAACAGCUGAGACCUCAGCGAAAACACAGAUGGAAGUUAUAAAGGGCUCUGGGGUGUUUUGCCAGGCAGAAGCGUGGAAAGCAGCCCGCCUUGCCCCCUCUGCUACUGCCAUGGUGCGGAAUCUCCUGCUGGGCACCUUUGAUUUGGAGACUUUGCUGAAAAGCAACCUGAAUGGUGGGAAGCCAACCAGAGGGGAUGGGGACCAGCUGGUCGCACUUGACCAAAUUAAAAAGGCAGCCAUUAUUGCCACAUUGCUGGGGUAUUGCGCUGUAAGAUGCUACAUUGAAGAAGUGGCCGGCAGCCAGCCGAGGGCAGAUAGGCACAUCUAUCAAUUCAAAGCUCACGGAGCUGAGAAGAUCAACAAGAUAAAUAGUUUUUUUUUUCUAUUCAGUUUUUUGUCUUGUUUUUGUUCUUGUUCUAUUUGAUUGUUCUUAA
This is a messenger RNA of Esox lucius (northern pike), 1318 nucleotides long. Its product is annotated as cancer-related regulator of actin dynamics homolog. NCBI's taxonomy places the organism in Eukaryota, Metazoa, Chordata, Actinopteri, Esociformes, Esocidae. The record is from RefSeq and is a predicted model, not a curated record. The transcript has 13 exons. The coding region runs from base 22 to 1308 and encodes 428 amino acids. Gene Ontology annotation, molecular function: DNA binding.